CAGCGCAGUGUGGGAAACACCUCCCUCCGCCUCUCGGAUGGGGCGGACAGACUUGCUGCAGUCGGAGCACCCUUCAACUUUCCCCCCAAACAGUGCACAAAGUGUCCGGCGUCGUGCCGUGCUGCGGCUGUAACGCAUCUCGGAUAUCUGCUCCGCGCCCCCCCACCCCCCGCGCUCCCGCGUCAUGGCUCCGUUCGGGAAAAACUUCCUGAAAGCUCGACAGAAAAACAGGACAAAAGAGGCCGAGCCAGUGGAAGGGAAGGAGAUCCAGGUGACGGUCGCCAACGAGGACAAGGUUGUCUGUGGAGUGACGAAGCACACCACGUGUGCAGAUUUGAUUCAGGCGUUACUGGAUGAUCACAAGUCCGUCCCGGAGAGCAAGCGCCUCCUGCACGGGGACGCCAAGGACUUCUGUCUCGUUGAGCAGUGGAAGGGUUUCGAGAGAGCCUUGCCUCCUCUCACCAGGAUCCUGAGACUCUGGAACGCCUGGGGCGACCAGAGACCCAACAUCCAGUUCACUCUCGUCAAAACCAACGAUUUUGUGCCUCAGCCCGCUAAGAAGGGUGCAAAGUCCAGGGGGGCCAAGCCAAAGCGAUGGGAGCACGGUCGCGCUGCGUCCACCCAGCCUCUGCCGGUGGAGCGGCAGAAGCGAGUGGUUAAGAAAGCUUUCCGGAAGCUCGAAAAGCUGCACAAGGAGAGCAGCAGCGCAGCGGGUGCGGACGAGAUCGACCGGAUGGUGCAGCUCAUCCUCAACCAGGACCACGCCAUCCAGGACCAGAUUCGACGCAUGAGGGAGCUGGACUUGGACAUCGAGGAGUUUGAGGUGCAAAUGCAGAACGAAGCGGAGCUUCAGGCGCGUGCUCGCGGUUUGGGGGCGCACAGCGACGAGCAGCUGCAGGAGUACCUGCACACCAGCGACGGGGUCGAACAGCUCGAGCUGCAGGUCCAGAGGCACCGGGAGCUGAUCCGCAGGCUGUCCCGGGACAUCGAUGCCGAGCUUAGGGCCAACUUCCCCCAGAGCCAUUACGAGGGAGGCGAACAGGAAGGAGCCGCGGCCGCUUCCUGGAUCGACUCGGAGCCGGACGGGUCGCUCUGCGCCGCCGAUCUGGAGGGGCUGCGAGAUGAGGUGAAGCGCAGCCUCUUCGCCGGCGUGUCCCUCCACAGCCAAGCUGCAGAAGUGGAGAAGCAGCUGAAGCACUAUGAAGCGACGCUGGUCUCCAAGGAUCAGGAGUGCUGGCAGCUGGCCGCCCAGCUGAGUUUGUUGCAGGUCGGGGACGGAGGAGGAGCGGAGGGGUCCGGCCCCGUCCUGCCGAAGAGCGAGACCCGGUGCGGCGUCUCGCAGGCGGUGAAACUCACACCGUCCCCUGCAGACGUCACGGACACAGACUCAGACACCGGGAUCAGCUCCACACACAGUCAGGACUCGCUGUCACCGUGUCUCGACUUCCCUCUCCCGCUGGACACAGACGUCUGAGCGACCCGCCUGAACCUGCAGUUUAGCGUUCUUGACUUUACAGGCGAUCGUUAAUAAGAGCUGAAAAAAUUAGUUUUUUAGUUUUUUAGUUUAUUAAGAGCAAUGAGAGAGAUGAUGGAUAACUUUCAGUUAUAAUAUAUAUAUAUAAUUUCAGAUUUUGUUUAAAGAAACUGGUAAAACAAGCUGUGGUUUCAGCUUUCCAAGUCAAAUACGACGUAGUACAUGAUGUGAAAUUUGUACAACAUUUACAGUAUAUAAAUCAAGCAGGUGUAUUUAUCCCAAAUUUGAAUUUCAUUUCAUUAUUUAUUUGUUCAUUUUUUUAAAGCAAUGAUUUGUUCAAUGAAAAAGUCAUUCUUUUUAAUCCAGAUUUUUCAAAAAGCUGCAAAUGUUGUCUGUGACUCCAGUGUAACACAUACAAGGCACAAAGCUCCAGUUAUGUGUAAACCAAAUACACACAUAUAUACAAUGUAAAAUAAUUACCAGUGACUUAAACUGUUGUUGUUUCAUUUCUUAAUAAUGGUCAAUGCUUCAUUUCAUGUACUUGUACUUCUUUGAACACACUUAAGUCUAUUAACACUAUUGUUUUAUAUUAAAACAGAUAGUUUGAGAAGUGUUUUGGAUGUAGAGUUAAAGCUUUGUUUGAAAUGUAACAUUCCUCUCGACUACGCUGUAAAUAUGCUGCUAAAGCCCCUCUAGAUGAUUGUUCUUAUGACACAGGCACCAUUUCUAAAGAUAUUACAGAUAUAACAUUUAUUUAUCACGUCAUCGUAUUUUCUGAUGAGAUUCUAUCAUGACUGAUACAAUAAUCUCCACCUGCUACAGAUCCAACACGCGUGUGCCUUUCGUAAUAAACACUAAUACUUUAACCGUCACGGAGUAAUCCCUCA
Molecule: messenger RNA, 2361 nt
Organism: Gasterosteus aculeatus aculeatus (three-spined stickleback)
Lineage: Eukaryota; Metazoa; Chordata; Actinopteri; Perciformes; Gasterosteidae
Gene: rassf9
Product: Ras association domain family member 9
Biological process (GO): signal transduction
Source: RefSeq, a predicted model, not a curated record